Molecule: messenger RNA, 361 nt
Organism: Medioppia subpectinata
Lineage: Eukaryota; Metazoa; Arthropoda; Arachnida; Sarcoptiformes; Oppiidae
Source: the annotation of a GenBank genome assembly
UAUUGCAGGAACUGUUACCAGAAUUAUCUGGAUUACCACCGCUGCCAGAAAGUGAAGGGCGAACAGUACGAGCCGUGCAAAUGGUACAAAUGGGCCUACACUGAACUCUGCCCCGUCUCAUGGCACGAGAAAUGGGACGAACAGAGACAGGAGGGCAUAUUCCCAGGAAGAAUAUGAGCGAUGAUAACACUUGUCGUUCACCACAAGAUAUUCUACUUUACUUUCAGUUUUACUUUGAGUUAACAAUUAGUGUAAUUAGAGAUUAAAAGCGAAAUACAAAAUCAGUUACAAUUAGUUAUUAAGAAAUAUUAAAUUAUCAAAAAUUGCUUUAAUAAAGAGUUCUUCACUAAAACGCGAAGAA